Magnolia sinica is the source of this 1778-nucleotide messenger RNA. Its product is annotated as WRKY transcription factor 23-like. Lineage: Eukaryota; Viridiplantae; Streptophyta; Magnoliopsida; Magnoliales; Magnoliaceae. Bases 29 to 871 code for a protein of 280 amino acids. The transcript is spliced from 3 exons. The record is from RefSeq and is a predicted model, not a curated record. Gene Ontology annotation, molecular function: DNA-binding transcription factor activity; sequence-specific DNA binding. Gene Ontology annotation, biological process: regulation of DNA-templated transcription.
CACCCUUCAAAUCUCGGCUCUCGAACUCAUGGCAAAGACCGAAGGCAUGGCGUCAGAGAAUUCCGCCGGAACCGCGUCAUUUUACGACGUCCCGAUCCCGACCACCUUCCCAUUUUCCGGCAUCUUCGCUCCCGAAGAGAGCUCGAGCUCGGUAGGCUUCAUGGAAUUGCUGGGGUUUCAGGAUUUCGAACCGCUGACAUUCGAUUUCCCACUGACGCCGCUUCCGGAAUCUUCCGACACGGUGAAUUUUCCGGCGACGCCGAACUCAUCUUCGAUAUCGUCGUCGUCGAACGAAGAUCAUGUGAAAAUGGCGGAAGAAGAAGAGCCAGAUAAGGCUAAGAAACAAUUGAAAUCGAAAAACAAGAAACGGAGGAUGGAGAAAGAGCCACGAUUCGCAUUUGUGACGAAGAGUGAGGUCGAUCAUCUGGAAGAUGGAUACCGAUGGAGAAAAUAUGGACAGAAAGCUGUGAAAAAUAGCCCAUUUCCAAGGAGCUACUACCGUUGCACCACUGCCAUGUGUGGUGUCAAGAAGCGUGUGGAGCGAUCGUCUGAUGAUCCAACUAUUGUUGUUACAACAUAUGAGGGGAAGCACAGUCAUCCAAGCCCUUUAGUAACCCGCGAAAGCCCUGCUGGAAUCACAUCAAAUUCCAGAGGCUUUGCCACAUCUUUCACCCCACCAAUGCAAAUCACACAGCCACAUUUUCAACAACAACAGCAACAACUUUACAUGGAUAGCUAUCUACCUUCUUCCAAUUUCACUCCAUCUUCUUUUAUUCAAGACCGACGGUUCUGUGCCCCGUCGGCUUCUUUGCUCAGAGAUCAUGGGCUUCUACAAGACAUUAUUCCAUCGCAUGUUAGAAGAGAGUCGUAGAAGGAAUUGGGUAUGCAAUUUCUUCUUUUCACUGACUUGAUAUGGAGAUUUUCUGGUAGAACAGAGGAAUUAUAUGAUAAGCGGGCUACGCUACUUGCACAUGAGUAUUACUCGGGUUUCAGUUCUAGCAAGUGGGGCACAUCAUUUGGUAAUCCAACCCGUUGGUCCGUUUAUGUAGUUUUAAAACUCGAUAAGUCGACUCCACCAGAAGUUUUUUUGUUUUACAAGUUGUUCAGUAAUAUUUAAAUUUUAAAAAAUUUUAAAAAAAAUCGAUGAUAUAAAAUUACAAAUCUAUAGUCUAAGCGAGUCGAGUCAAGGUUUAAUGACUCGUCCAAGUUGUAACUCGACACAACACCAAAUGAGUCGGUCUGAAUCUUAAAACCAUGAUUGGAGUGGAGUUUUGUGAGUUCUCAUCAAGCAUUUUUUUGCCUUGACUGGAGUUGUGACCUAGUCUUGAUCUAGUUGACUCAGUCCAGCUGAGUUUUUCCCAGUGUUUUUAAGCUAUGUUCAGUUGUGUCCCACCUUUGACGGGUUAGGCCUUGAAAAAUAUCAUUGAUGAGCCAAUCUUGGCUUUUUUCCAUUGGUGGUCCAUAAAAAGAUUUUAAGAUGACAAAGUGUAACAAUGGAUCCACAUUUGAUAUCUUUGAAUUUUAGUGGUCCAUCCAAGACGGGGACAACGGACAAAUGGUCUAGAUUAUCAAACCAUGGGCCCCACAUGCCAGAAUUAAAAACCCGUGUCUAUUGUGCAAAUAUAAUUCCUCUAUAGAGAAAAAUCCACUUAACAUACACUUAGCUGUAGGUUGACUAUGUUUGUUCAUUUUGGGGGCAUUGUUUUGUUCCUUAUCUUUGUAUGUGUAGUAUUUUAAUAGUGAGGUUAGUUUUUGUUCAAAGGAAAUUGGUUCCUUCA